GCGAUCGUGUCAAUACUAGUGGUACUGGUCAUUGUUAUGAUCAAAUGGUGGUCCAAUAGAAGACGUGCCGAUUUAACAAACAAACUUCCCGGACCUUACCACUAUCCCUUUUUGGGGGCACUACCCUACUUCUUAUUUUCACCGGAUAAAACAUGGAGAUACCUCCACAAGUUCGCAAAAACUCACGCCCUACCGAUCUACAAAACCCUGGUGCUCAACACCCUUUACGUUAAUCUAAUGGUACCAGAAGACAUUCAGGUGCUGCUAUCCUCCGGGAAGUACCUUAAUAAAGGCCAAGCGUAUCAGUUGCUGGAGCCUUGGGUCGGAAAGGGACUGUUUAACAGUUCAGGGAUGAAGUGGCGAGAAAGAAGGAAAAUGACAGCGCCAGCGUUUAGCAUUGGCACCAUGCGUAAGUUUGUGGAGGCCUUCAAGGAGCACGCCGAGAGAUUCACUCAACUUAUCGAGCGAGAAAGUAAGAACGAAUACACAGAGAUUGACUCCCUAGUAUCGAAAGGCACAAUGCACGCAGUUUGUGAAACGGUAAUGGGUACAAAACUGGACGAGGACAAUGAAGAAGUCGGUAAAUAUCUAGCAGCGUCACAUCGGAUCGGUGAAUUAUUCAUUCAUCAGCUUAGUAGACCGUGGUAUGCAUUUUUGCCAAUAUACCCGUUAACACCCAGUUACUGGGAAUCGAGGAAGGUCUUGAAAGUGUUACACGACUUUACACAUAACAUAAUUCAAGAAAAGAGGAAGAAUUUUGCCAUUAAAGGUGCUUCUCCGAAAGGAGGUGCAGGAUUACUGGAUUUGCUAAUUGAAAAUAGCUUGGACGAACGAAUUCCUGUGGCCGAUAUUCGGGAAGAAGCAGAUGCUUUUAUGUUUGCGGGCCACGAUACGACUACCAGUAUGAUCUGCUUCGCCUUGCUGCUGCUGGCCAGCCAUAGCGAAGUACAGCAAAAGGUUUAUGAAGAAGUCGAGGGAGUGUUCAGCAAAACCGACGACAGCACCUUUUACGAAGACUUGCAAAGUAUGCGUUAUUUAGAUCAGGUGUUAAAGGAAACCUUAAGGUUGUACCCCAGCGGGCCUAUGAUAUCCCGAUACAUCACCGAAGAAAUGACAACACACACCGGAUACACCCUCCCGAAGGGCACCAAUGUCAACGUGCGCAUAUAUGACAUCCACCACGACCCCAAACUCUAUCCAGAUCCGUACAAAUUCGAUCCGGAGAGGUUUUCGCCGGAAAAUUGCAAAAAUCGACACCCUUUCGCCUACCUCGCCUUUAGCGCUGGUCCUAGAGGCUGCAUGGGAAACAAAUUCUCAUUGUUAAUGGGAAAAACUAUUAUAUCGUCGAUUUUAAGGGAGUACGAAGUGAUGCCCGUCGAUACACCCAAAAGUAUUACAUUGGUGGCUCACGUAGUUUUAAAAACGAAGGAACCGAUUAAACUCAAAUUUAGACGACGUUAAGCGCCUUUGUUUGCUUUAGGUUUUAUCUAUACACCGUGAAAACCUUUAAACUAUUUAAUUAAUAAAGAUUUCAUUUAAUCAAAGAAACGAACGUUGUGCUAGAGUGUGUUAGCCUCGGGUCGCAAUGUCUUGUAAAAAACGUUAGGUGCUGAAGUGGCAUAAGAACGCUAUGUAUAUUUUAACACAAUGUGUAUAUAUAUUUAUUUAUAUUUCUAAACGAGCGUUGCAAGAUCUUUCCAAAAUAUUAAUAUAUGGGUCACAUAGUUAACGGACAAUCUUUAUUUGACGCAGUCUCGAUGGUAAAAAUUUUCGUGACUUGAAUACGUGCCCGAUUGAAGAUAAAAGCAGGUACUUGCUUUACAUAGUUAAUUACGAUUGAGUUUCUCAAGUUAAUUAAAGAAAUUCGCUGCAACCCUUUUAAAAUUAAACUGGUACAUGCAUCCUAGACAGUUGUACCAAGUAGGUCUCACGGUUCUUGCUGAUCUCACAUACAUUUGGGCACACAGGAUUUAAUUUAUUUUAUUAUUGUUUGGACGGGGUUUACCUGAAGCUGUUGGUUCGCUGAUCUUUUUGAAGCUUCUUUAAGUACACAUAAUAGUUGCUCCAUGUUCGUCGAUCUUAGGGCCAAAACAUUGGCUUCCGAUUGACUUGAGAAUCCCCUUUUAUUGCGGUACUGAAUACUGUAAUGAAUUAUCUUGCACCAUGUAAUAUUUUAUUGUUUCAUAUUGGGUUUAUUUAAGACUUCAUUUAAAUAUAAUAAUAACUACAUUUUGAUGUGAAUAGGUUCGACCCUAGGCUGCCACUCUCCACUUAUAGUAGGGGAGCUAGCACGAAAUCCACUGAACGAGAAUGAUCAAAAUUUUAACCGAUGGAGUUCCUUUUUGCCCUAUCAGAGUAUGCUA
Photinus pyralis (common eastern firefly) is the source of this 2363-nucleotide messenger RNA. RefSeq names its product cytochrome P450 4C1-like. The record is from RefSeq and is a predicted model, not a curated record. The transcript has 7 exons. The coding region runs from base 37 to 1461 and encodes 474 amino acids. NCBI's taxonomy places the organism in Eukaryota, Metazoa, Arthropoda, Insecta, Coleoptera, Lampyridae. Gene Ontology annotation, molecular function: heme binding; monooxygenase activity; oxidoreductase activity, acting on paired donors, with incorporation or reduction of molecular oxygen.